AUUUAUUUUUUGGGGUCUGCAUCAGCCUUAUAUUUAUUUGACUCAUCGUAUCAGAAUUUCGAUACUCUCUUUUUCUCGCAGUGCUCUCCACUUUCGACUCGCCGUUCACUCCAUUUCGUUCCUUUCUGCUUGCGCACUGCUGCAUCCAUGGAGCUUGGCCUGAGCUUGGGCGAUGCUCCCAAGCCUUUCCGCUUCGUUGAGAAGCAGCCGCAAGUAACGCCGCGGCCGCGGCGGAUUUCUCGGCCUGAUUUAGGGUUCUGCGUCGACUUAUCGAUUGGCCGUCCGGUCGCCGGAGCGAAAGAAGACGAUGAAGAGAAAAUCAAUCAGAGAGAUUAUGAAUCCGACGGUAAUGAAGAUCCACCGAUUCAACUCGAUCUUCUUCCUCAUAAUCCCGUUCCGCGAAACCUAACUAAUCCGUACCAAGGAUUUCCAUGGCCGUCGUCCGAAAACGAUGAAGGUGAAGAUCGAACCGCAUCGCCUAACAGUGCGGCGUCGUCGUUUCAGAUGGAGUUUGGAUUGUACGGCGGCGGAGGGAACAUUUCUUGCCAGAGAGAACAAAUGGAAAAUGGCGUAAUCGAAUCUGAGAGAGCGUCUUCACGAGCGAGCGAUGAAGAUGAAAAUGGAUCCACGAGGAAGAAACUCAGACUCUCGAAAGAACAAUCCGCUUUUCUUGAAGAAAGCUUCAAAGAACACAACACCUUGAAUCCCAAACAGAAACUUGCACUCGCUAAGCAACUGAAUCUCCGUCCUCGCCAAGUGGAAGUUUGGUUCCAAAACAGAAGAGCCAGGACGAAAUUGAAGCAAACGGAGGUGGAUUGUGAGUAUUUGAAACGAUGCUGUGAAACAUUAACAGAAGAGAACAGACGACUUCAAAAGGAGCUUCAAGAAUUGAGAGCUUUGAAAACCACUGACUCGUUUUACAUGCAAUUACCAGCCACAACACUCACCAUGUGUCCUUCUUGUGAAAGAGUGACCUCAACAUCGGCCGGCUCCAGCGGCGGCAAAUCGACGGAGGCAGUUUCGAAACGAUCUGGUUUCGCCAUUACUGGGCGACCAAGCUCCUCCUCUUUCCCAUUUUCUGCUUAAACGCAGUCCCACCAGUCAACAAGAUCAUGAUAACGAGAUGGGUUAACGCGAAUCAUGAUGGGUGGUCCCUUUUGUACAUAAAACCCUAUUCCCAAAAGCAAAAGAGGAAAAAAANAAAAAAAAAAAAAAAAAAAAAUC
Molecule: messenger RNA, 1224 nt
Organism: Cucurbita pepo subsp. pepo (vegetable marrow)
Lineage: Eukaryota; Viridiplantae; Streptophyta; Magnoliopsida; Cucurbitales; Cucurbitaceae
Product: homeobox-leucine zipper protein HAT14
Biological process (GO): regulation of DNA-templated transcription
Molecular function (GO): DNA-binding transcription factor activity, RNA polymerase II-specific; sequence-specific DNA binding
Source: RefSeq, a predicted model, not a curated record